AUGUAUUCGCCUCACCCUUUUACUGUACCGAUUAAAUAGAGAUCUCACAUACAUAAAGUUGAAAAUGGAAUUGUGCAUAAGAUGACUAAUGCAGAACUGGGUGGAAUUAUAAGCAACAAAUUAUUCAUUAAGGUACUGAGUUAUAACGUGUUAGCUGAUUGCUACUCUCACUAUUUUAUGUUUAAAUACGUGGAUCAUAGUAUUCUCAAGUUCAAGUACAGAUCUUUCCGGAUACUUGAGGAAAUUAAGUAAUCUAACUCUGACAUCAUCUGUCUCCAGGAAGUUGAUCAUAUCCAUGAUUUCUAUAAGCCUAACUUAGAGUAGCUGGGUUAUAGUAUCUAGUACACAUUGAGAAGAGAAAAAGAUGCAGUGCUUGUAGGAUAUAAAAAGGAUUAUUUUUUAUUGCUGCACUAAGAACCUGUGGAUUAUAAUGAGAUUAUGGCAAUUUACCAAGAUAAAUCCUUUUUAAGACACAAUAAAGCUUAGAUUUGCCUUUUAGAGCAUAUAGAGAGCAAGUUAAAAUUGAUAGUGAUAAGUUCUCAUUUAUUUUGGGGUGAGGACAAUAUUAAAAGUGCUCAAACUAGUUUGCUUAUCUAAAAGCUUUCCAAUUUCAUAGAGGUUCACUUUAAAGAAGAUUAAGAGUUACCAGGCAUAAUUAUUUGUGGUGAUUUUAAUUCUGGGCUGAAAUCUCCAACAGUCAGAAUGAUUUAUGGAGAGUAACUAGAUAUGGAAGCAAUCCAUCCAAAAGAAUUGGCUCUUUACAACAAAAUAAAUUAGUUAUACUAGGAAUUGACGAGAAAGAAGAAAUUCAAAUUGAUUAGUUCCUAUCAGAAAUAUAACAUAAUCCCUGAGGCAGAUAUGCAUAACGAUUUAGAACGUAGAUUAAAGGGGCAUCCCUCCUUUACAAACUAUACAGGCAAAUACAAAGACCAUUUCGAUUAUAUAUUUCACUCAGAAAAUUUGCUGGAGAUGCCAACACUUGAGGACUUGACUAUGGAAACAGCUCUUCCAAACUCUAUAUUUCCCAGUGAUCACGUGAGAAUAGAAGCACUUUUUAGCUUGGAAUUAAAUUAAAAUCAUCGAAUAGUAGGCAAACUUUGA
Stylonychia lemnae is the source of this 1101-nucleotide messenger RNA. NCBI's taxonomy places the organism in Eukaryota, Ciliophora, Spirotrichea, Sporadotrichida, Oxytrichidae. The record is from the annotation of a GenBank genome assembly.